AUGGCCGACGUCUCCUCAACUCGGCUCUACUUGGGCAAUCUUCCUCGCAACAUCACGAAACAGGAUAUCGAGGAGCACUUUGGUACUCAUGGCACCGGCUCUAUCAAGGAAGUCAAGCUCAUGAACGGCUUUGGCUUCAUCGAAUAUGAAGAUGCCAUGGACGCCCGUGAUGUCGUUCCAGCGUUCCAUGGAACAGAGUUCAAGGGAGAAAGACUUACAGUGCAGUUCGCCCGGGGCCCGCGUCGCAAGGACGACUUCAACGGUCCUCCCGAGCGCAAUGUUCCUCGACCCCGUCGUACUGUCUUUCGCAUGCAGAUUACUGGUUUGCAACCCGAUACGAGCUGGCAGGAUCUCAAGGACUUUGCGCGGAAUUCUGGUCAACUGGAUGUCGUGUACUCCGAGACUGGUCGUGAACGCAAUGGCAAAGGAUUUGUCGAGUUCGAAACUGCAGCGGACUUGAAGACUGCCGUGGAGAAAUUGGACGGACAAACCUUCAAAGGAGCAGAGGUGCACUGCAUUGCUGAUGUCCAAGAUGAACGUCCUGAAGCACGAAGCUAUCGACAAAGAUCCCCACCAAGAGGUCGACCCGGUGAUGAAUUCCACGACCGACGUGGGCCUCCUCCUCGCGGCUGGAGUCCCAGAGGCUACCGUGAGCGCUCUCCCGGACGUCGGCCUCCAGUGGACGACUACUACGAUCGUGGUUAUGGAAGGCGAAGCCCGCCCAGAGACUACGGACCGCCACCUCCCAGACGAUAUGAUGCAGACCCAUACGACGCCAGGGGACCACCACCUCCACCACCACCAGCUAGAGGCUACGCAGAUCCUUAUGCGCGUAAUGGUGACCCAUACGCCCGUCCUCGAAGCCCAGCUCGGGGUUACGGUUAUGGAGGCGGCUAUGGCGGUUACGAUGAUCGCCGAUACUAG
Exophiala viscosa is the source of this 924-nucleotide messenger RNA. RefSeq lists its product as uncharacterized. Lineage: Eukaryota; Fungi; Ascomycota; Eurotiomycetes; Chaetothyriales; Herpotrichiellaceae. Gene Ontology annotation, cellular component: nucleus; cytoplasm. Bases 1 to 924 code for a protein of 307 amino acids. The record is from RefSeq and is a predicted model, not a curated record. Gene Ontology annotation, molecular function: mRNA binding. The transcript is spliced from 7 exons.